AUGAACUUGGACGUGUCUUUUGUGCGUUCGUUCGCUGUCCCUGUUCCAUCCGGAGGCCAUCAUCACCAUCAUCAUCAAGUAUCCUCAUCAAAUUUGACUGGUACCUAUCAAAAGCUUCUACAACGUCGUCAAGAUUUAUGUAAUUCAGCUAAAAGAUCAUCAGAAAUAUCGACAACUUUUGAACAAACCGUAACAUUCAUUGACCAAUUAAAACGUAAUCAACAUAGAGCAACAACAGAGAUAAAUCAUAUACCACACGAAAAUAAUAACGAUAAAAAAACUUUAACACCACAACAAUUAUCCUUUCAAGUUAAUUUAAAACUUGACCAUCUUAUACGAACGCGCGUUAUUGAACGAAAUCGUGUUAUAAGUCGAGCAAAUACUUUGCCGAGAUCUCCAAUGAAAUCAAAAAUGACCCCUACAAUUACACCGAGAGAAAAUCUAAAUCGAACAACCCUAUCAGAUAUCAGUCUUUUAAGACAGAAAAAUGUUGUUUCAUCAUCCACAACAACAUCAAAUACUACGAUAUUACAGGAUGACCUGAUCGAUAAGGAAUCCUUUGAAGAUAACGAUGAGAUAUAUGAGGAGUUGGGUGAAGAAGAAAAUAUGAAUUUUAUACAACAACAAGCGGCAAUGGAUAAAGAUCCGUUUGAAAUGGAAGAUGAAGAAGAUGAAGCUGAACUUGAAGAAGAAUCACUUCGUAGUUCGGAAAGUGAUCUUGAUACAGACACUUCAUUUUCACUCGAUCCAGCUUUACUUCUCUCCGAUAAAACUCGUCGAGUUGGUAAUACAGAAGUCAGAUCUGGCCUUAUACCAAGUUUAUUUACUAAUGUUCCACCGACGGUUCGAUUUUGUACAGAAAAUCAACGAAUUGAACCCCUUCCGUUACCAUUACGAAAAAUGUUGAAAUGGAAAAUGAGUACAAUAACGCCCAAUGUUGUUAAAAAUGCAGUAACACGCUCUGGUUUUCGUUUAAUCAGCGGUGAUGAGGGCAACGAUUGGCUAGGUACAUGGUCGCGCCAUAUGAAACCAAUCUGUUUCAAAGCUAUUCGUGAAUAUCAAAAGGUGAAUCAUUUUCCAGGCUCGUUUCAAAUUGGACGAAAAGAUCGUCUAUGGCGAAACCUCUCACAUAUGCAAGCUGUUCAUUCAAGACGCGAAUUUGACUUUGUGCCACAAACCUUUGUUUUACCAGCUGACCUUUUACUUUUUAAACGUGUUUUUGAAGAAUUAACAGAUACUAAAGAAUCAAAAUGGAUCAUUAAACCGCCAGCGAGUGCUCGAGGACAAGGAAUUCGUGUCAUCAGUAAAAUGGAACAUGUACCAAAAAAACGUCCAGUUAUUGUACAAAAAUAUAUUGCCAAUCCAUAUUUAAUUAAUGGACAUAAAUUUGAUUUACGACUUUAUGUUUAUGUUACAUCCCAUGAUCCAUUGCGAAUCUAUCUGUUUGAUGAUGGCUUAACUCGAUUUGCUUCGAGAAAAUAUUCUUCAUCGGUCAAAUCAUUAAGUGAUCGUUUUAUGCACUUGACGAAUUAUUCAAUUAAUCGUUAUAAUAGUGAAUAUAAAACAAAUAAUGAUUCAGGAGCAUGUACUGGACAUAAAUGGAGUUUAAAAGCAUUGUGGACUUACUUAAAAAAACGUGAUCUUGAUGUAGCAGAUAUUAUGGAAAAAAUUAAAGAUUUAAUUGUUAAAACGAUCAUCAGUGCUGAUGCAUAUAUUAAUGUAUUAACAAAAGCUAAUGUACGACGCAAAUUUAGUGUUCACGAACUUUUCGGUUUUGAUGUUAUACUCGAUGAACAAUGUAAACCGUACAUUGUUGAAGUAAAUAUUUCGCCAAGUUUACAUUCGAAUUCACCAUUAGAUAUCAGUGUAAAAGGUGCGAUGAUCGCUGAUUUGCUUAAUUUAAGCGGUUUUAUGAUACCGGAUCGACGAGAUAUUUUAUAUGAAGGUUCAGCACGAAGAAAACCUAAAUUACCCAAAUGUCUUAUAUUCGAUCGUCGAGUUCUUCCACAAGGAUUAUCAACAGACGAGAAACUUAAACAUCAACAUUUUGCUCAACGUUAUCAUGAUGAACAAUCUCGACGAAAUAUUCUUGAUGUUUUAACACCAGAUGAUUUACGAAUUCUAAUCGAAUCAGAAGAUGAAUACUCACGACGUGGUUCAUUUGAACGUAUUUUUCCAACGAAUCAAACACGAAAAUAUUUAAAAUACUUUGAAACACCCCGUUAUUAUAAUUUACUAUUGAAUGAAUGGAUUUCAAAAUAUAGUCGAAUGGAAGAACGAGGUAUCGCACUUUUGAAUACAUAUUGUAAAAAAGGAAUUCAUUUACAACAUCCUGCUACUGACCAAAAUCAUAUGUGGACGCAAUAUCAAAAACUUCAAGGACAUUUAUCUCAUCGCGACAAUGAUAAUACGAAUGGUUCCUAUUUAGAUUUAAACAUGGAACCUGAGCAUCGACAAUUAUUAUCACUCUUAGAUGAAUUAAUGAAACCAAUAUCAACAAUAAAAAUUUCACCUGAAGAUGCAGAACAAGAUCAACUGUUAACCAUUAACUUUAUUUUUUCCAAUGCUAUUGAUCAUUUUAUUCAAAUAAGCACACCUAUCGGUAUAACAAUACCUUUCGACAACGAUCAACAAAUUUAUUAUCGUUACUUACAAAUUCAUUUGCAUCUUAUCGAAAAAAUUAUUUCCCAUGAGCAAGCACAUCUUGUCUCGAGUCAUCUUCCAUUGUUUAGUGUACAAGAUGAAUCUAUUCUAUCUCGUUCAUUAUCAUUUGUUGUUCUUCUUGGUCUUGUACUUCAUUUCGAUGAUGGAAUUUUUCUUUCGAUAGAAAACUAUCUAAAAUAUUCUCAAGCAUCUAUACAUUUAUUAAAAUUAAAAAGUCAUUUAACACAUCAUGAUCGAAUGUCUAAUUUAAAUCAAACAUUAAAUUUUCUAAUGCAAUUAAUUUCAACUAUGAAUAAAAAUUCCGUUCUAACUCAACGUCUCUGUGCAAAUUAUUUAUUAGAAUUAAUUCUUAGUCAUCUCCAAUUACUUUAUUCGCCUAAUCUAAAAUACUCAUCAGAAGAAUAUCCAAUCGCAAAUCUACAAGACACGUUACUUUACCUUCAAGAUACAUUCUCCAAUCUAUUCAUUCAACAGAUACUAUUAUUAAAUCGUUUAUUGUCGACAACAAUUAAUAGUCCAACGUGGCUUAAAAAUCGCUGUGGAGAUCUGUUGACAUCAAUAUUAAUUCAUCCAAGCAAUCGUGGUAUCCGUCAAAUACUAGAAACAAUAUUUGAUUCAACAUCGCCCAACGAUCGACUCUAUACAUCUGUCGCAAAAAUUCUUUCAACUUGUCCAAAACAAUUAAAACCUGAAGAAUAUUUUCAACGUAUUAAAUAUCAAUUUAUUGAACUUAUUCAUGAUCAACGUUAUAUGCCUGUAAUAGCUAUAGCAAUAAGUCGAUUAUUGAAGAGAUAUGAAAAAUUAAUGGAGCAUGAAAUUUUGUCGAUAUUAUUUCAUCCAUUGAUUUCCUGUCGAAAUCGUCUAUUAAAUCAAAUUUGUACGAAUGAACAAUGCGAAUUAUUUAUAGAUGAUUUACAUAAUUUAAUAAUUCUACAACCCAAUGAACACAUGCGAAUUUAUUUAUAUGAAAAUUUUCUCAAUGAAUUAAUGAAUAUUUAUCUUGCAUUAGAAAAUUCUUUAUCACCAUUGAAAAUAAAAUUUUUUAAUAUUAUGAAAGUGUUAUUUUCAUCAAUGACAAGUGAAAUAUACAUCGAAUAUUUCAAAAGAAUUUUAUUCGAUUUUAAAUUUCUUUCAUUAAAAUUCCUUCCGGAUGAAUCAUCGAUAUUUUAUUUAAUUAUUGAUGAAAAUUCUGAAUAUAAUUUCGAAAUAUAUUGUCAAAUAAUAACAAAAAUUUUAUUUUCUACUGAUAAUAAUGAUGGAUUAGUGGUGAAAAUAUUUCUUGAUCUAUUACAAUUAUUAAUAACGAAUAAUCGAUCUAGUCAAGUACUUAUUUGGACAGAAAAUGAAAAACAAACCAGUAUGAAACAAAUCAAAAUUAUGCAUAUUUUAAAAUAUAUUAUGGAGUAUUUAACAGAUCAUAUUGAUAUAUUUAUUAAAAAUGUUGAUGAUACAAUUAGAGUUAUACAGAUUAUUCUUGAAAAAGUAACGAAAACAUGUCAAGAAAAAGCAAAAGAAAAUUUCCUUACAAAAAUAAUUACUCAUGAAAAUGAUGAUAAUGAUGAUGAUUUAUCAUCCGAUAAUGAAGCAUUACAAAUUAUUUUUACUAUUGCAUCAUUAUUAAUAACAAAUUAUGAACAAUUAUCAUCUGAAAAUAAACAAAUUCUAGCGUCAUUCUAUCCUUCGCUAAUAUGGAUUAAAGAAAAUCAUUCAAAUAAUGAACUUAGUCAAUUGGCAAAUGAAUUAUCAAUGGCAUUUGUAACUUUCGGAGCUGUAAAAGAAGUUUCAACAAAAUCAAAAACUAAAUUAUUAAUUGAAGAAAUUAAUGAAGAACGUGAUUUACGUGAAGAAACAUUUCAGAAUGCUUUUGCAUGUUUAUACGAUUCAAGUAUACCAAUACGUGCUCAUGGUUUAAUUUUAUUUCGACGUCUAAUUGAACGAUCUGAUAAAGAAACAUUAACGCAAAUUCAAGAUAACAAUAUGAAAUUAUUCGAACGUUUUCAAGAACAUUUACACGCGGAUGAUUCAUAUGAAUAUUUAGCAGCUAUCAAUGUUCUUAGUGCACUAGCAAAUCAAUAUACAGAUAAAAUUUUGCCUUUACUUUGCAAUGAAUAUUUGAAUAAGAAUAGAAAAUUAGAAGAUAAAUUAAAAGUUGGAGAAAUUCUAGUUAAAACAUGCCGAUCUUUCGGAGAGAUGUCAACAAAAUAUUCGUCACUAUUAAUUAAUACAUUACUUAAUGCAUCGAAACAAACCGAUGAUGAUAUUUAUCGAGCAAGUGCACUAUCGAAUCUUGGUCAACUAUGUACUGUUCUUAGAUAUUCACUUUCUAAAGAUCUUUCUGAAAUUUUAAUUGCCUUGAAAAGUUAUUUAUCCGUGUCGGAAUCGUCAGAUGUUCGACGUGCAUCAAUUCUUGUUUGUGAACUUCUAUGUCAAUCACUUGAACAAUCAACGUGGUUAACUAUACUUGGCAAUGAGUUGUCAUCGUUUUAUCAAUUAAUCAAUCAUCUCUAUAAAAACGAUAAAGAUGAUAUAGUUUGCCUACACGCACAAAUAGCUCUUGAAGCACUAAAUAAAAUCUCACGAGAUUAUUUACAGCCACCUAUUAUUCUAGAGAAAAAAAUUCGUAUUUUGUCAUAA
Rotaria socialis is the source of this 5298-nucleotide messenger RNA. The record is from the annotation of a GenBank genome assembly. NCBI's taxonomy places the organism in Eukaryota, Metazoa, Rotifera, Eurotatoria, Philodinida, Philodinidae.